This is a messenger RNA of Varanus komodoensis (Komodo dragon), 4825 nucleotides long. RefSeq names its product F-box protein 3 (gene FBXO3). The coding region runs from base 3059 to 4180 and encodes 373 amino acids. The transcript has 11 exons. Lineage: Eukaryota; Metazoa; Chordata; Lepidosauria; Squamata; Varanidae. The record is from RefSeq and is a predicted model, not a curated record. Gene Ontology annotation, molecular function: protein binding.
GAAGUGGCGUGGCUCCGUGGCCGGCUGGAUGGCUCUGCGCUGCUUUCCCUUCCCUUCCCUUGCCGGGGCUGCUUAUUUAUCCCCGAGCCGCACUUGGCAGCGCCAGCCACGGGGGGAAAGAAGGGUGGGCGUAUCGCCUCGGGGACGGCGAGGCGGGCGUGGGCGGCGGGGCGUUUCAACCUCUGCCAUCACAAAUGAGGGGACAACAAGGGCUGCUUGUGCAGGAGGGAUCUCGUAUCUGGGGGAAGGCUCUUCAAGAGGGGUUCAUGUUUUGCGUGGGGCUCUCAGGCGUUCAUGGGGGAAAUGGGGGUAAAAGGCGUUGCGUGGCUAUGGCAGCUGAGGAAAUGACCCUGUCUGCGAGAAAGCAGCCCCCCUUUUUUCCGCAUUAGCAUUUGUUGGGCUGGGCAGGACAAGGCCGGGCGGCACUGCACUGCACUGCACAAGGGACGCUUCUGCCAUGACAGGCACGGGUCCCAAGAGCCUGAGAGAACCCGUCAAGCUGCUCCUGUAUCGACGGACAGGUUUCUUUCAUCGCGGCCUAGCUGCGUCAACAGGUGCUUGCCCCACGCAAGUCCUAGUGAGACCAUACGGAGGGGCCUUUAAAAUCAUCUUACUGGAGGAGAGAGCGCGUCGAAUUGGUCGGAUUUUCCGUGGGGGGACAGUUCCCAUCUUCUCCCAGGAGCGAGCGAGUGUGCGUGCAAAGCGGAAUAGGGCCCCGCAAAAAGUAGCAGGGGGUCUGCGUUGUUCAGUGGGAGGGCUUUUUAAGCCUUGUCACCUUUUGCACACUCGACUGGCUCCUUCGGAAUUGUUUUGCCACAAGCAGUAAAAAAAUACAUGGAUCUAUGUACCCUUUUCCUUCUGGAAAAUCAACCGGGGAAAGGGUUUUCUGCAAAUUUCGCGCGGGGGGGGGGUUAACUCCUCCCCUUGCCUACUCAUAGCCUUUCUGAGGUUGUUUCUUAUUUGAAAAAAAAAGAAAAAAAAAUUACGGGCAUCUCCUGGGUAAUGUUUAUUUUGAACAUUCCCUGCAAGUGUUUAGAUGGGGCCAGCAGUGGCAAGAGUGGUUUAAAGUAGGACCUAUUUGUGGGCAAAGGAUUAGUUGGGAGUUCACAUGUGAUCAAGAUAAUGCGCGAAAAGUUUUAGAAAGUUGCUGCUUUAUGUUCAUUGCAAAUUCACUUCAAGAUUGUACUUAUGAUUGUCUGUGUCAAAGCAUUAAUGAGAGAUGGAUAUGGUGCAAAGAAUAGAUGCCCCCCUGUGUAAAUUUCCUUAGAUUAUGCAGAUAUUAUUCAAAAUGUUAUUUUCUCGCCUUUGAGUAUCUCUUUAUAUCAGUAGAACCAUUUCUGACUUUACAUCAGCAGGGCUAUUUAUCUGCCACUUUAUACUGCACAGCUUUGUAUACUGUUACAACAUAUGGUUGUGAUGGCUUUGCCCAUUUACCCUUUACCAAAUGGUUGUCUUCUGUUCAAAUCUGAUGGGUAGCAAGAUGGAUCCAGGAAGAAUUCAGAAGCUGGUCCCUGUUUACAAGGAGACCCUUUGGGUAUACAAGAAAAUAAUGGAUUGUUGAGAUGGGAAAAGUGUCUUCUCUGAUAAGUAAAACAGCAAAAUAUCUUUGACUAAGCAUGCACAGUUAGAUGAUUUUCUAAGGUAAACCAUAGCAUACAUAGGUGUAAACUGAUGGAACACAACUUUUGAAAAUGGGCUAUAAUGGCUUGUAAAAGCAAAAACAUGAUAGGGUAGGGAGUAAACUGAAUGGAAUUUAAAACAAAGCAACUAUUUAUUUCAGCAAACUAUGCAAGCCAUAUGUUAAGGUUAGUUUUUUACAAAAUUUCCUAAAAAUGAUACAGACUUCUAAAGUGGAAAAGAAGAGAAUAUUAUUUGAAAAAUAGAGUUUGACAGUGCAGAAAGGGCACAUAUAGAGAAAGGAAGAUUAUGAAAUAGACAAAAGUAAUGUUUGAAAGGAAAUCCGGACAGGUGUUCUGUAGAACAGCCUUCUCCAACCUUGUGCCAUCCAGAAACGUUUGGACUGCAACACCUAGAAUUUCCAGUUAAGGGCCCUGUUGGAUGCGAAUUCUGGGAGAUGUGGUCCAAGUGCCUCUGAAGGCCACCAGGUAGGGGGAUGGUGCUGUAGAAAAUAUACAGAAAAGUGAAAGAAAAAAUAAGACUUUAAGAUGUAAAGACAAGGAAAAUGCUUUGAACAGUCUGAAGAGAAAAUAUAACUAUAGAAUAGAGAAAAUGCUAUAUAAACUGCAUUGAUUAUAGCUCUGCUAUUAACAACAGCAAUAAGAGAAUUUUCUGUAAAAGUUCCUAAAUCGUUAAAAGUUUACCAUAAGAACAAAAAAUGAAAUAUGGAGAAAUAGAGAACAUUAAAAUUUAAUUUCAGUUAUAUCCUUUAUAUAUGUACUUGAAAGUAAGCCUACAUGUUCAAUGGUGGUUAAUUCCAAACAUAUGUGAAUAGGAAUGCAGUGAUGAUGCACAGGCAUAACCAUACUCAGCCAAUUCUAUUACCAUCGAUACUAUUUGCUUCAGACUUCAGUCUAAAUGCACUUCAGCUAGCAUGCUUACAGCACAAACAGGUUCAUGUUAAACAGAAGCAGUUUCCAGUGUGUUCAGUGGGCCUUAUGUACUAAUAAGUGCAUUUAAUAUUGCAUCUUUUAUUGUCAAGUUUUUUAAUAGGAUGCUUAGGUGUGAUAACUCAACAUUUGCACUAAAGCACAAUUGGUUAGGCAUGUAAAACUCCUGAUAGAAUUUAGCUGUGAAUAGAAGUCAGUAGGCACAUGACUAAGUAGCAAAUAACAUUUUGUGGAGAAGACUGCUAUAAGGAAGAAGCUCCUGGAGCCCACAAAAUGCAUUUCUGAUCAUAUCUACAGAUAAAUGGUUCAGAGAAGUGAGAGAAACACCAAAGAAACUGUUCAGAAGUUGAAGCUGCUGUUACGUAAGUCGUAGAUUAAAUCAGCUUUCAAGUCAUGAUCCACUGUGGCGGAGGCACUGUAAGAAAUACUGGCUUUUAUCUGAUGCUGAGAAAUCUCAGAGAAAUAAGAACUGGAAGGCGAUCUUUAUAGAUAUGUAUGCUGACUUAGGAAGGUAUAUUCAUUAUUAUCCAACACUAAAAAAAGCCUGGGAUGAUUUGGAAAACUAUUUGUUGCAACGCUGUCCUCGGAUGAUUAGUUCAUUAAAAGAAAGUGUUCGAGAGGAAGAUCUGGAUGCUGUGGAAGCACAAAUCGGUUGCAAACUCCCUGAUGACUAUCGAUGUUCAUUUCGGAUCCAUAAUGGCCAGAAGCUAGUAGUUCCAGGGUUGAUGGGAAGUAUGGCACUUUCCAAUCACUAUCGCUCUGAGGAUUUGUUGGACAUUGACACGGCAGCUGAUGGUUUUCAGCAGCGGCUAGGACUGAAACAAUGCCUCCCCCUAACCUUUUGCAUUCACACUGGAGUGAGUCAGUACAUGGCUCUGGAGAGCGUGGAGGGUCGCAAUAACUAUGAGAUCUUCUACCAAUGUCCAGAUCAAAUGGCCCGUAAUCCUUCUGCAAUUGAUAUGUUCAUUACAGGUAGUUCCUAUUUGGAAUGGUUCACCACCUACGUAAACAAUGUAGUAACAGGUGGCUUUCCCAUCAUCAGAGACCAGAUUUUCAGAUAUGUUCAUGAUAAGGAUUGUGUAGCAACGACAGGAGAUAUUACUGUCUCCGUCUCUACAUCUUUUCUACCUGAAUUAAGUUCUGUACAUCCACCUCACUAUUUCUUCACUUACAGAAUCAGAAUUGAGAUGUCCAAAGAUGCACUUCCAGAGAAGGCUUGUCAGUUAGACAGUCGGUACUGGAGAAUAACCAAUGCCAAAGGUGAUGUAGAAGAGGUUCAGGGUCCUGGAGUAGUAGGAGAAUUUCCAAUAAUCAGUCCUGGUCGAGUUUAUGAAUAUACUAGCUGUACCACAUUUGCCACUACUUCUGGAUAUAUGGAAGGUUACUAUACAUUCCAUUGUCUCUACUACAAAGACAAGUUUUUUAAUGUCACCAUUCCUAGAUUUCAUAUGGUUUGCCCAACAUUCAAGGUAUCUACUGCACGCAUGGAAACCAACCAUAAUGAAUGUGCAAUGGAUGAGGAUGAAGAUUCAACAGACACUGAUGAAUAUGAAGAUAGGCGCAGAAUUCUAGACAUUCCUGCUCCUUCUGGACGCUGCCCACGCCAGACCUGAUCAAACUUUCAAAAAACUUUUCUGGGUUAUGUGGGGCAAUGACAUAUUAAAUGAAUAUUAAACAGUAACUUGGCAGUGGAACAGCUAGCAUGAAUGCUGGUUCUGGCUUGAAUCUGAUCAGAUAGACAGGGUUUUGUCUUGCAUUUGUUUUUGGAGGGAAGUAAGAAUACAAUAUUGUGGUGAGCUUUAUUCUUUCUAACAGCUUAACAGUUGGGGGUGUGGUAAGUCACUGUAUAUUUUAAAUUUAAAACCAGAAUGGUGCUUUUGUUUCCUUUUUCUAAAUAAAGCAGUAUUAGUUGGCAACAAAAUGACAAAAAUAGGCAUGCCAUUUUCACAAUGAUUUUGUACUGUUAUCCGUCUUUGCCAUAAGUGAAGUAUAAUUCUGUCUAAUCAUUGGGAUGAAUUGGGUAUUCUUUUACCAGAAAAUGCUGAAAUAUUUGAAAGGAAGGUUACAUUUUUAGUCCUGCAUUCAGUCUCUGAUCUUAUAUAGGCCUUUCUGGGUGUGAGAUAAGCAUCCUGCCUACUGCAUUUUGCCAUUUAUAAACCCGAAUAUAAAUAUGUAAAUAGCUUUAUUUCCAAGUUCAAUUUAGCUAUUGUGAUAAGUGAUUAGUAUUCUAAGUAUAAAUCAUGUUUUUUUCAACACUA